GUGCGUGACGUCAUCCAUACCAGACGCACAAUCACAAGAAACCAGCAGCAAGAAUGCUUUUCUACUCGUUUUUCAAGUCUCUGGUGGGGAAAGAUGUGGUGGUGGAGCUCAAAAACGACCUCAGCAUCUGUGGAACGCUGCAUUCUGUCGACCAGUAUCUGAACAUCAAACUCACAGACAUCAGUGUCACCGAUCCAGAGAAAUAUCCACACAUGCUGUCUGUGAAAAACUGUUUCAUCCGUGGAUCUGUGGUCCGGUACGUUCAGCUCCCUGCGGAUGAAGUGGACACUCAGCUGCUGCAAGACGCUGCGCGAAAAGAAGCAAUACAGCAGAAGCAGUGAUGGACGGGGGUGUAGUUUUUUUGGGGGGGGGUCAGCGGGUGGCGGGUUGAGCAGCGGGUGGCGGGUGGGAUUUUUGUGACGAUAAAUAAUGAGUAGUUUUGAGUUAAAUUCAUUUAGAGAUGAUACGGUUUGUGCAGCUCUUGUAAUGAAGCAGUAUUCAUCAUUUCUCUGUACUUUCACAGAGAAUUUACUUGCAUUCCUGACAUUAGUGAUCAAUAAUUUUCAGAAUUAUUAGAAAAUGGUCUUGACCUCAGAGGCCGUACAGGAGGCUUCAUUUGAUUCGGAUUUUUGUUUUGUUUUAAAGAAAUACAACUAAAUUGAACUUUGAGCCCAGAAGAGGUGAAGAUCUGAAGAUCUGUUGUAGUCUUUCUGUUAUCUUUUAGAAAUCUGACUUCUUUUUUAUGCCACUUCAAAAUAAAAAAAAAUAUUUUAUUUACAUGUUGAUCAUCUUAUUGUCGUUUACAGGGAUGUUUUUGUAGUUUUUCCAGUUAAAAGAUUUUUGUAUUUGCCUUUGAAAUGAUUGGCUGACAAAAGGCUUUAUUGCCAUGAGCUGUGAUCAUGGAGGAAAUUUAUUUUGUAAGUGACUGCAUUUACGGGAAAUAAAACUGAAAAUCCCAUGG
Messenger RNA from Plectropomus leopardus (leopard coralgrouper), 961 nucleotides. It is a transcript of the gene lsm2, whose product is annotated as LSM2 homolog, U6 small nuclear RNA and mRNA degradation associated. Gene Ontology annotation, cellular component: U6 snRNP; precatalytic spliceosome; U4/U6 x U5 tri-snRNP complex. The record is from RefSeq and is a predicted model, not a curated record. Gene Ontology annotation, biological process: mRNA splicing, via spliceosome. NCBI's taxonomy places the organism in Eukaryota, Metazoa, Chordata, Actinopteri, Perciformes, Serranidae. Gene Ontology annotation, molecular function: RNA binding.